AUGUCUUUGGGAAAAGUUGAAGAAGUUUUGACGCCUGAAGUCCUGGAGUGUGAAAGCGAAGAGAAGUUUGUAAAAUCUCUGGACGACUUUAUUGAACACGAGAAGCAGUACCUCAAGUGUCCGCAGGAGGGCCCCAGUGAGCUGCGCUACGUCCUGUACCGCUCCGUCUUCAACAAGCUGAUUGUGCGCUCCUCCUCCUAUAAGAGAAUCCUGCUGAGUAUAAAGACAGAGUAUGAUAGUGUUAUUAGGGCAAUCGAUCAGAAGCUGGAGGAGAGCAGAAUUUCCCAGGACACAGUGAAGGCCUCACGUCCCCAGCCCCGGUCCAUAGACGCCUGUGAGAGGCGAGCAGCCAGCCUGAGAGACAGAAUCUCAGUUUUACAAAAAGAAAAUGGCCAACUUCAGCAAGAGAUUGACAGACAAAAGUCGCUGAGGGAACAGAGCAUGUGGAUACAAGGGCUGACAGUGGCUGAGUCAGAGGAUCUGGAGCUCCUGGAGAAACAUCUGGCCCAUUUGCAGACCAGGAGACAGGCGCUGCUGGAGAGGAGGAGCCAGUGUGUGUGUGAGGAGGUCAGGACCAGGCUGAGCACAGAGCAGGACGCCAGGGAGUCGUGGAGAGAUAGCAUGGAAGACGACAACACAAAGCUCAAACUACUAUACAAGCGUCUCAGGUGUGUGUACGACCACCUGUGCAGCUGGAGAGAGGGGGGACAGCGCCCUCCACUGGAAGAGCUGCUACAGUCAGUGACAGAGGAAGUCACACACACCACAGUUGCAGAGGACGACCUUCUGAGCAUAGACACAGAGCUGUUGGAGAGUGAGGAGCCGACUGGGGUGAACGAGUCCGAGUACCUCACAGAGUACCUGGACAGGUUUGUCGAGCUGUUUGACUCCGCCCAGUAUGAAGAAGCAGCUCAGCAGGCUGCCCACUGUCCCAGAGGACUUCUGAGGAACCUCCACACCCUCAACAUGUUUAAAGCUGUGACAGCCCCUCCGGACUCGCCCCCUCCCCUCCUGCUCUUCUUCCUCUCGCUUGUCACCACCACACCAGUUGGACAGAGACUACCAGAGUCUGUCUCCUAUGAAGGCGUCCGCUGUGCUCUGGAGCAAGGCCACUGGCAGCUUCUAACUCACGCACACAACUUUGAGAAACUGACGAGCUCUGAGAGGCUGGGGGACGUCCUCACUGAGCAUGCUCAGAAGAAUCCUUCUGUUUAUCUCUCAGACAUGUUACUGGCCCUGGCCUCUGAAAACUACAGAGUGUCUGGGGCCCACAGAAAGCUGUGUCUGAGCAUGUGCAGAAGAGGACUGACCCACAGCGCAGUGGAGCUGAUGAGACGCUCUGAGGACCUCACAUCAGAGGACUACCUGUGGGUGUUCAGACAGCAGCCCAGCCUGUGUCUGCUGAAGCUGCUGACCAGGCCUGAGGGGGGCGGAGCCAUGUUGUCUGUGGGUGUGGUCUGUGUGGCUCUGCUCUCUGACUCUCAGCUUCAAGAGUUUUCUGUGCAGCUCCUGGACAGUUUAGACAGGACAGGACCAGGUGUACUGGAGGCAGCCAUACUGCAGGACAGUUUCAGUACAGUGGAGGAGUGGAGUGAGAUCGCAGCAGUGUGCUCCACAGUGCAGCGCUCUGACCUGGCUCACACCAUCAGGUCUGUGCUGCUGAGUCAGAGUGGGACCGGAGUCCUGUCCUCAGACCCAGAGGGAGCCCUGCUCACCCAGCACAUCUACAUGUGACUCUCAGGUACACAGGACA
Messenger RNA from Periophthalmus magnuspinnatus, 1753 nucleotides. RefSeq names its product clathrin heavy chain linker domain-containing protein 1-like. Bases 1 to 1734 code for a protein of 577 amino acids. NCBI's taxonomy places the organism in Eukaryota, Metazoa, Chordata, Actinopteri, Gobiiformes, Gobiidae. The record is from RefSeq and is a predicted model, not a curated record. The transcript is spliced from 11 exons.